Messenger RNA from Vicia villosa (hairy vetch), 1086 nucleotides. RefSeq lists its product as uncharacterized. Gene Ontology annotation, biological process: endoplasmic reticulum to Golgi vesicle-mediated transport. Bases 350 to 757 code for a protein of 135 amino acids. The record is from RefSeq and is a predicted model, not a curated record. NCBI's taxonomy places the organism in Eukaryota, Viridiplantae, Streptophyta, Magnoliopsida, Fabales, Fabaceae. Gene Ontology annotation, cellular component: cytoplasm; TRAPP complex; nucleus. The transcript has 6 exons.
AAAAACAUGUUUUGAAAUUUAUUUUUGUCAAAACCUUCCUCUCCAAAACGGUGCGUUUAAACUCGCAUACACCAGAAGCGUAGAGUCUACAGAGUCGCAGCACCUGAUAUGCGAAGCAUCGUCUUCCUCAAUUCCAUAGGGUUUACAGAAUUCAAUUCGUCACACUCCUCGCGUGUCAGAUCCAGUUAUUCUUGUUUCUGAAAAAACAUUGUUUCAUACUCAAGAUCGCAAUUCCUCGCCAAUUUCCGAAAUCAAACGAAAUUUCUCGUUUUGAGCGACACGAUUCGAUUCCCCGUUCCUUGAUCGCUUCCAACUGUCAUUAUAAGGUGCAGUUGGCAGGGUCUUGAAGAUGGCAACCACCGCUUGUUUCAUCAUUGUUAGCAGAAAUGAUAUUCCUAUAUACGAAGCUGAAGUUGGAGUAGCUGCUAAAAGGGAGGACGCUGCUCAGCUGCAUCAAUUUAUCCUACAUGCUGCCCUCGAUGUUGUCCAGGACCUUGCAUGGACUACUAGUGCUAUGUACUUGAAAUCUGUAGAUAGGUUUAAUGAACUCGUGGUGUCAGUAUACGUCACAGCUGGUCAUACCCGGUUAAUGUUGCUUCAUGAUUCGCGUAAUGACGAUGGCAUUAAGAGCUUCUUCCAAGAGGUGCACGAGCUUUACAUAAAGACCCUUCUUAAUCCUCUAUACUUGCCUGGCUCCCGAAUCACAUCAUCACAUUUUGAUACAAAAGUCCGUGCCCUUGCAAGAAAGUAUUUGUAGAGACUAGCAGUCUGCUCUUGAUGAUCUGUGGUUGACGAGCUGCUUGUUCAUAAAGCAUUGAGGCCCUUACCUUACACCUGUUAGUUCUUGUUAGUAGCCCUGGAAAACUUUUUUUUCUCCCUCAUGAUUUGACUGGUAGAUUUCCUGUUGCCUAUAUUGUUGUGUACUCGAGUCAUUCGCAGAAGGCCGUGUUUGGAAUGUCAUAUGUUGGCAAAAGUUGUUCCAUUGCUAGUGCUACAAUUUGUAAUGCUUACUGAUCUUGUUCUGGAUGAUCAACUAUUUGAUUUUAAGUGGCAAAGAAUUAUUGUCUCCCCCUUUGUGCUUCAAAA